GUUGUGUUGCUUUCUUCCUCUCAGCUAUUCUCUCUCUGCAAUGUCACCAGCCAUGGCCUCCGACAUUUCUACAUGGACCCCCGAGACUGUGCUCUCUACCCUCCCCUACCGCCCAGAGGAGAACUCUACGUCACCUGUCCCCUUCUUCCACUUGAUCGAGCACCUUAAGACCACCAAGCGCGAGGGCUGGCGCCGUUUUGGCAUCAAUGGCGAGUCCAUCUCGGACCAUAUGUAUCGCAUGUCGAUCAUGACGAUGAUGGCCCCGCCGUCCCUAGCAACCAAGAUCAACAUCCCGCACUGCACAAAGAUGGCCUUGGUCCACGAUAUGGCUGAGGCGCUUGUCGGCGAUAUCACUCCAGUCGACUACCAUAUCACUAAGGCCGAGAAGGCUCGUCGUGAAGCCUCCGUUAUGGACUACAUCGCCACUACCCUGCUCGGCAAUGUCCCCGGAGGCACCUUUUCGGGCGGGAAAAUCAAGGAAAUCUUUGAGGAAUACGAGAGGGACGAAACUCUUGAGGCCCACUUUGUGCAUGAUAUCGACAAGAUGGAGCUGCUGUUGCAGAUGGUUGAGUAUGAGCGCUCGAAUGAGGUUGAUCUCACCGAAUUCACCCACGUUGCCUCGCGCAUUCGGUUGCCCGAGAUUCAGGCCUGGGCUGCGGAAGUAAUCCAGGAGAGACCUAAGAAAGCAUAAAUAUGCAUGCGGUUUACGCGUAAUUGCAGGAAAUGGGUGAUGGGGGAGUCUGGCAUGCACUGGGCUUAUCAUCUAAGAGACCCAUUGCGUUUUCGGCGUUUGUUUCUUCACUUUUAUCAUUGCG
Penicillium samsonianum is the source of this 815-nucleotide messenger RNA. RefSeq names its product HD domain-containing protein. The transcript has 2 exons. Bases 41 to 691 code for a protein of 216 amino acids. Lineage: Eukaryota; Fungi; Ascomycota; Eurotiomycetes; Eurotiales; Aspergillaceae. Gene Ontology annotation, cellular component: cytoplasm. Gene Ontology annotation, molecular function: 5'-deoxynucleotidase activity. The record is from RefSeq and is a predicted model, not a curated record.